Molecule: messenger RNA, 3318 nt
Organism: Canis lupus familiaris (dog)
Lineage: Eukaryota; Metazoa; Chordata; Mammalia; Carnivora; Canidae
Product: guanylate cyclase 2G-like
Biological process (GO): cGMP biosynthetic process; receptor guanylyl cyclase signaling pathway; intracellular signal transduction
Cellular component (GO): membrane
Molecular function (GO): peptide receptor activity; guanylate cyclase activity; ATP binding
Source: RefSeq, a predicted model, not a curated record
AUGGCUCUCAGGAUAGGUGCCAAGGCCUCACUCAGAUCUGGGCUCUGUUUGGGGAAUGAAUGUCAUGCUGCCCACCCAACACUAGUUCUGACAGUCUUUACCAGUAUGCUGGUGACUUGGCUUGAGGCUGCUAACCUCACUGUAGGCUUCCAGGCCCCCUAGAACAUCUCCCAUCCAUUCAGUGUGCAAAGGUUGGGUUCAGGCCUCCAGACUGCCAUGAACAAGAUUAACUCAGAGACAGUGGACCUUGGAAACUUCAGCUGGGAGUUCACUUAUGCCAACUCAACUUGCAGCAUCAAGGAUCUCAAUAUUUUCACCAGUCAGGUCCAGAGAGAAGAGAUUUCUGCCCAGUUUGGACCAGCAUGCCCAGAAACAGCAGAGAUUAUUGGCUUGCUGGACUCAGAGUGGGAUAUCCCUGUGUUUGACUUUGUUGGACAAACUGCAAAACUGAAGGACAACUUCUUAUAUGACACCUAUGUGAAACUUGUGCUGUCCAUGCACAGAAUUGUUGAUGUGCUCCAGAGAAGUCUCCAAUACCUCAGCUGGAAACAUAUUGGGAUGUUUGGAGGUCACUCUGGGACUUCCUCUUGGGAUGCAGUGGAUGAAUUGUGGAAGGUUGUAGAGAAUGGACUCAAAUCCCAUUUCACCAUCACUGUCAGUGUGAAAUACACCAACAAUGAUCCAGCCUCGUGUCAAAAGAAUCUCAGGGCUGUGUCAUUGGUUGCCAGAAUUGUCAUCUUAAUCUGCAGCUCAGAGGAUGCAAAAACUAUUCUGCUGGCUGCAGAGAACCUGGGACUCAGCACAGGAGAAUUUGUCUUCAUUAUUGUGCAAUGGUUGGAGGACAGUUUUUGGAAGGAGGUAUUGACAAAUCAGAAGGUGACACACUUCCCCACCAUCUAUGAGUCACUGCUUCUCAUAACUCUGGACUCCUAUGGAGAAGACCCUGGAGAUGAAGGCUUCUGGAAACAAGUCUACCAAAGGCUGAGGGUACCGCCCUUCUACAGCUCCAUCUCCGCGGAGGAGCAGCUCUUAUUGGCCUACCUUCACGACGCCGUGCUCCUGCACGUGGAGACGGUGCGGGCGCUGGCCAAGGCCGGGAGAGAGCUCCGGGAUGGGUGCCAGGUGGUCCGCACCCUGAGGGCUCCAGCCAAGGGGCGCUGCACGGCGAGGGGAAUCACUGGCCCCGUGAUUGUGGAUUCCCAGGGAGAAAGGCACAUGGAUUACUUGGUCUAUGCCCUACAGGAAUCCAGAAACGGGUCCCUCUUUCUUCCUUUCCUGCAAUAUUACUCCAGCUACCAGAAAGUCAUCAGGUACUGGACCAUAGUGAAUUUCUCCAUGACUCAUUGGCCCCACAGCUCCCUCCCAGAAGACAGACACGGCUGUGGAUUUUACAGUGUUCUCUGUGAACCUACACCUGCUUCUACAGGUCAGUGUGUGACUCCUGUGAUCCUCACAAUGACCCUCCUGAUUUCCGUCUUGGGAGCUGUCAUCAUAGGCCUGGUUUUACGGAUGCAGAGUGGAAAAUCGCAAAAGCGACAUAAAGACAUUUGGUGGCAAAUCAAUUAUGAUGACAUCACCAUUCUGCCCCAGAACAAGCUCCAACAUAGAGGCACCCGUGUGUCAAGAAGGGACAACAGUAAUUCAUCUAGUGUGAUGAUUUCUGCAAGACCCUUUGUCAAGAGCCAGCAGGGGGAAGAGCUCUUUUAUGCCCCAGUGGGGCUUUACCAGGGGAGCUAUGUGGCCAUCUGUUAUGUUGGUAACCAAGCAAAAGCCUGGGUCAGGAAGCCAUCUGUGCUGCAGGAAAUUCGGCUGGUAUAUGAAUUAAAGCAUGAAAACAUCUUUCCCUUCUUUGGAAUUUGCACAGAACCAUCCAACAUCUGCAUUGUCACCCAUUAUUGCAAAAAAAAAAGGGGGGGGAGUCUUAAAAUAAGUAAACUAGAUGUUUUGAGAAACUCAGAUAAUGAGAUAGAUUGGUGGAUAUUCAAGCUCUAGUUUGUAUAUGACAAAGUCAAUGGCAUGCCGUUCCUCCACAGGAGCCCCCUGGGGUCCCAUGGCAAUCUGAAGCCUUCCAACUGCCUGAUGGACAGCCAGAUGCAUGUGAGGCUGACUGGCUUUGGGCUAUGGGAGCUCAAGUCUGGCCGGACCUGCAGAACAUACAAGGGACUGACAAACUAUUUGGAGUUCCACUGGACGGUCCCAGAGCUGUUGCGGCUCCCAGAGGCCCCCUGGUCGGGCACCCCAAAGGGAGAUGUGUACAGCUUUGCCAUCCUGAUGACAGAGCUGAUCCACCACCAGGACCACGGGCCUUUUGACGAUCUCGAUGAGGUGCCAGAUGAAAUCAUCAAACGAAUCAAAGACCCCAUGGCAUCAGAUCCACUUCGACCUUCCCUGUCUGAGGAGGAGGGCAAUGAAAAGAUUGUGCUCAUGGUGAGAGCAUGUUGGGAUGAAUCUCCAGAGAAGAAGCCCACCUUUUCCUCCAUCAAGAAAAUUUUACGAGAAGCCAGUUCCAAAGGCCACGUGAGCAUCCUAGACAGUAUGGUGAGCAAGCUGGAGAUGUAUGCCAAUCACCUGGAGGGUGUGGUGGGAGAGAGGACCAACCAGCUGAUGGCAGAGAAGAGGAAGGUGGAUCGGCCUCUGUCCACAAUGCUGCCAAGCUUCAUCAGAGAACAGCUCAUAGCUGGAAGGUCCAUAGAACCAGAACCUUUUGAGUCUGUGACAAUCUUUUUCUCUGACAUUGCUGGAUUCACAAAACUGUGUUCCCUCAGUCCCUCCCCCUUGCAAGUCAUAAAGCUCCUUAAUGACAUAUAGAGUUUAUUUGACCAGAUCAUUAAAAACUAUGAUGUGUCUAAGGGUGAAAUGAUUGGAGAUGCGUACGGUGCUAGCAGACUUCCCAUCUGCAAUGGAAGCCAGCAUGUGGAUGAGAUUGCCACAAUGUCUUUGCACGUUCUCAAUGCCACUGUCUACUUCCAGAUUGGGCACAUACCUGAGGAGAAGCUCAUGCUCAGGAUUGGCAUCCACACAGGUCCUGUGGUGGCUGGUGUGGUGGGAACCACCAUAUCCAGGUACUGUCUGUUUGGGGACACUGUGAACAUGGCAUCCAGAAUGGAAAGCAACAGUUUGCCUCUCUAGUUCCAUGUCUCUCGGAGCACUGCAGCCGUCCUGCUGGCAUCGGGAGGGUACGAUUUGCAAGAGAGAGGCACCAUUCCAGUCAAGGGCAAAGGAGAACAAACAACUUUCUGGUUGGAAGGCAAAGAAGGCUUAACUAUUCCACUCCCCGAAUUUACUGAGGAGGAAGCUAAAAUCUUGGAGAGCUUCUGA